Molecule: messenger RNA, 1301 nt
Organism: Thunnus maccoyii (southern bluefin tuna)
Lineage: Eukaryota; Metazoa; Chordata; Actinopteri; Scombriformes; Scombridae
Gene: shisa6b
Product: protein shisa-6
Exons: 5
Coding region: 237-1301 (354 amino acids)
Biological process (GO): regulation of AMPA receptor activity; regulation of short-term neuronal synaptic plasticity
Cellular component (GO): dendritic spine membrane; AMPA glutamate receptor complex; postsynaptic membrane
Source: RefSeq, a predicted model, not a curated record
CCCGGUCCGGAUAUGCUGCUGUCCUGCCACCGCUCCACAAUGGGUUGCAAUGGGCUUUAGUUUGUCCAUUGCGUAAUAGUAGCCGGGAAAUGCCCUUGACAACAAUCUACACAGUGUUGUACUCAGCAUGACGGCGGCGCAGGAGACUGAGCGAGUAGAGGAAGGCUCGGCGGCGAAACUUACACAAGACUGAACAUUUGCAUGUUUAACCAGAGUUGAAGUGUCUUUGCCAAAACAUGACUUCAAGAGUUCUUCGCACCAUGGGGAUAAGGCACCUUUUGCUGCUGCUGAUAUACCUCGACCCGCUGAGCGUGCUGAGCGCCGCCACGGGCGGUAAAAAGACCAAGCAGGCGCCCAGGAAGGCUCCCAAAGCCACUGCGGUGCCCACGGUCGCCCCGCAGAAGACCCCGCAGCCAGCGCCCGCCAGCAACCACGAUACCUGCCUGGGUUACUACGACGUGAGCGGGCAGUAUGACAAAUUGUUCGAGUGCAACAACACGGACCACCGGUACUGCUGCGGGACGUGCUACCUGCGCUUCUGCUGCGAGUACAAGAAAGACCGGCUGGAUCAGAAAGCCUGCAAGAACUACCAGAGCCCAGUGUGGGUGCAGACGGCCGCCCCGUCACCCAUCCCGACCGGUGAGACGUACGAUCCGAGCAUGGAUCAGACCAACACGGCGGUCUAUAUCACCUGUGGGAUCAUAGCCUUCAUCAUAGUGUUGGGAGUGUCGGUCAAAGUUGCUUAUGACAAAGCCACAGAGCCGCCUCAGGAAAUGAAUAUUCAUAGGGCCCUUGCAGACAUCCUGAGGCAGCAGGGGCCCAUUCCCAUAUCGCAAUACGACUGUGAGAAUUUUGCAGCGAUGAACGGCUCACCCAAAGACAACACACCAAUCAGAACCUCAUCCAAGAACCACUACACCCCUGUUCACACCUCCAAAUCCAACCACGGUCUCCACUAUGGAAAGGAGAGCGUCCGGAGCAGCGGAGGCGCCGAGCUUCACAAUUUCAUCUCCUCUGGCUUUGUGACGUUGGGUCGAGGCCAUCCGAAAGGUACCCAUCAGCACAACUAUAACCAUGUGGCUCUAGGUAGCCCCACACGCACACCUAAGAAUGAAAACAAUCGGAUAAGCGGCAUCCUGACCUCGCAGACGGAGCCCUACGACCUGUCUUUCUCACGCUCCUUCCAGAGCCUGUCUCACCUGCCGCCCUCCUACGAGGCGGCCGUCAAAGCCGAUGUCAGCCGGUUCUCGUCCCUGAAGAAACUCAGUAGGUCCAAGUUCACUGCACUAAUGCAAGAGUAG